Molecule: messenger RNA, 4231 nt
Organism: Galleria mellonella (greater wax moth)
Lineage: Eukaryota; Metazoa; Arthropoda; Insecta; Lepidoptera; Pyralidae
Product: UNC93-like protein MFSD11
Exons: 8
Coding region: 54-1421 (455 amino acids)
Source: RefSeq, a predicted model, not a curated record
UAAAAGUUUAAGAAAAUACAACAAUAAUAGGAAACAUCAACUGACUGUUCACAAUGGAGCGCAAAUUUGUAAAUGUUAUUCUGCUUGGGUUCGGGUUUAUGUUUGUUUUCACUGCAUUUCAAACCAUGGGAAAUAUUGAGAAAACCAUUUUGGACAGCAUAUCGCAUGAUGACAGUUCAUUCACUGGCGAUGGUUAUACUUCCCUGGCCAUCAUUUACGCAACUCUCGCUAUAUGUAAUUGGAUGGCGCCUUCCAUCAUCGCCCUUACUGGUCCCAGAGGUGCGAUGCUGAUUGGAGCAUUGACAUAUUUGUUCUUUAUCGUUACAUUCCUGUUUCCUCGGACGUGGCUUCUGUACGUAGCGAGCGUGCUAAUAGGCGCAGGCGCUGCCGCGAUAUGGACCGGUCAAGGCAACUACCUUACUAUCAACAGUGAUGCCGACACGAUAUCAAGGAAUUCUGGUGUGUUCUGGGCGAUGUUGCAGUGCAGCAUGUUCUUUGGUAAUCUAUUCGUAUUUAUCAAAUUUCAAGGCAAAACACAUAUAGAUUUGGAAACUCGUAACGUUGUUUUUGGAGUUUUGACGGCGAUAUGCGCUAUCGGCAUCGUUUUUCUUAUAUUGUUACGGCCCGUCCGCCGCACGCCCAAUUUCGAUGACGUCAAGACGAACGCACCUAACACAGAAACGGAAACACCCUUAGAAGCUUUUAAAGGCGCCAUAAAAUUGUUCUGUACAAGGGACAUGAUCUUAUUGAGUAUUACAUUUAUUUAUACGGGUGUCGAAUUGUCCUUCUUCAGUGGGGUGUACAGUUCAAGUAUUGGUUUCACGCUCGCUAUGGGCGAGAAUGCGAAGCAGCUUGUUGGUUUAUCUGGAGUGUUUAUUGGUGUGGGAGAAGUGCUUGGUGGGGCCCUAUUCGGUAUUCUUGGCAGCAAGACAACAAGAUGGGGUCGCGACCCUAUAGUAAUCAUGGGCUAUGUGAUUCACCUAGUUAGUUUCUUCCUGAUCUUCAUCAAUUUACCAUCGGAGGCGCCGUUCGGAGACACCGAGAACACAUCGUACAUUACCCCAUCACCGUACCUGGCGAUGUGCUGUAGUUUUCUACUGGGCUUCGGAGAUGCUUGCUUUAACACGCAGAUCUACUCUAUACUCGGCGGCAAUUAUUCGGACAACAGUACAUCUGCGUUUGCGCUGUUCAAAUUCACGCAGUCAUUGGCAGCAGCCGCUUGCUUCUUCUACUCAUCUCGCGCUCUGCUGUCAGUGCAGCUGAGUAUACUGGGUGUGUUGGCAACUCUGGGUACCGCGACGUUCUGCAAGGUAGAGUGGGCGGGCAAAGCUCGUGCCCGGGCCGCUGCCCUGGAAGCGAUCGACGAAAAGGCAGCCCCAGUCACCCACGCACUGGCAGACAAUGCCUUGCACUAUGACUGAGUCUUGUAUAACUGUGUGAAGGAUUAUAUAUAGACUGCUGUAUAUUUGGAGUGAAUGAACUUAAACAAUUGUCUCCAUUCCAUUUAUUUAAAUUAAGUGAAGUCACCGUUAUUUUUUAUUGAACUACUUAUGAUAAAUAUAUCUUAUUUUAUAUAUAUGUUUUAAUAAGAUAAAUAAGUAUUAAAAGAGGUAAUAUAUUUUUGAAAGAAAUAAUUGGAACAGUACUAUGGUAAAAGGCUGAUAUAUGUAUAUCCAUAUAUAAGUUAUAUUUAAAAAAUAUAUAGUUGUAGCGAUGAUUAUAAGUUUCAAUUGGAUAUAUACCAAAAAGAGAAAUGUCGCAUUUUUUGCAGAACCAUUUUUGCAUAUCAACAUUCCAAACGUACCUACCUAUUUUGUAGUUGGUAUAAUUUUAUUCUUUAUGAAUUGAUGUAAUGGAUAUAAAGAUCGUUUUUUUUUUAAUACAACGCCAAAAUCAAUAUAUAAAUUUUGUCAACAUGUAUCGAUAUUAUGGGAUAAGAUUGAAGGGCCCCGAAUUUUUUUUUUUGUUUUGGCUUUAUUUCUUAUUAAAGACUUUGUCCAAUUUACGCUGUUCUACUAUUUAAUGUAAGUAAUUGUCAAUUAAAUACCGAAAUAAUCAAUAACUUAUUUCUUAUAUUCACCUAUUGUGAUAUUAUAUAUCAUACUUUUGUUUUGAUAAUGUCAAUUUUAUUAAUGUGAAAUCGAUGUUUCGACCAUAUGUGCGCUUCUUUAAUUGGCGUAAAUGCAAGACGCAAGUCCUAUAUAUCAAUUAAAAUUAUUGUCUGUGUUUACAUAGUUGUAAUACCUUCUAUAAUAAAUAAAAAAAUGUAUUAUGCAGGUGAAAUCGAAAUCAUUAACAUCUAUUGUAAAUGAGUGUUUUAUCAGUAGAACUGUAUAUUUCAUCAAAAAAAAAGACCCGUCGAAAUUGACAAACAAUUUUGGGCUUCUUAUACUAACGCGGCACGUCCUGCUGUUAAGUUAGUAUGGGAGGUUCGUUUUUGAAUUUUUAUUUAAGAAUUUUCUGUCUUAACAUUUUCUAUACCAUGGAUAUGGUAUAAUAUACUACCUACUUAAUUUUUUACUUGCCUCAUGGUCGACUGGUAGAGAACGCUAUUGGGUGUUAAGUCCGCCAUAUGUACACCCAUAUGAUUGUGCAUUAAAGUUUAAAUAAAUUAUAUAAUUUCUCACAUCUUAAAAAGUCUUUAAUAUAAUAUUGUUCUUUAUCUAUAUAAUUAUAACAUCGAAAUGUUACUAAAGGUAGUACAGGGUUUGUUAUUUUUAUUUUUUUAUUAACUUAUUUUAGUCCACAAUUUAUUUAAACUGGAAAUAUUUGUCUUUAUUCAUUAUUACGUAUGAAAGCCAUGAAAAUGACUGUCCAUUAAUAUUAAGUGGAAAGAAUUGUGUAUUAAGCAAAUUAUAUGUAAAUUUACGAGAAAUAUAUGUAGUCAAAUCAGCUUUGUACAUAAUUAUUGUCAGUAUAUAAUUGAGGUGCUCUCAGAUAUAGUAAAUUAGUAAUUAAUGAAAUCACGUGUAAAUAUAACUGAUGUAAAAAAUUAAGAGUAAAAUGUUUGGUUAAAUCUAGUCACAAAUUUAGAGCACAAAAUCUAAUUUUCAACAUUUUUUAUUCAUGUUACUUAUUUAGAUACAUUCCACUUCUAUUUAGUUUAAUUAAUUUACGUCUUUAUUAUACGUUGCUAUUUAGUUUUAUAUAAUUUUUAGCGUUUACAAUCUUCAGAGAUUCAAUUAUAGAAGUGCCGACGUAAAUUUGUGUCUUUCUGUUUUUGUUUCGCGUUACUCCUGCCUCUCUUUAGUUUUGAAUAGUUUCUUAAACUUUAUAUAAACUUUGUUUCGAUUUGUUAAUAUAUGUAGAAAGAAAAUUAUUUGAUAAUUGAACGAUUAACAUGAUUUGUUAUAAAAAAAUGCAAUUUUUAGACGGUUCGUUCUAAUAUAUAAAAAGAUAGAGUUUCAGAAGUACUUUUAUCAUCAGUUGAUACAGUCUAUCAAUUUCUUAAUGAGCUGUAAAUUUUCCACAAAUAUAAGUGUUAAUGAUAAAUCAUGAUAGUGACUUUAGAAUCGACUAUUAACACAAUUAUGUUGGCAUAUCCAGGUACGUAUUAACUCAGAGCGUGCAAGAUACUUGACCGCAAUGUCCUAGGUGUCGAAAUCUGGCUGUCACUAAUCUUUUAAUUUUUUAUACUUAACAUUUUUUUUUACAAAACCUGCAACUUCCCAACACUUGGGUUUAUAAAUAUAUACACUUUUAGUUGGCGUACCAAAUUUUAAGUUACAUUAAAUAAUCUGUGAAUUUUUGGUAUAUUAGUUUUUACUUGAUACCGCAAUAAACAUAUAUACAGAGUUUCUAAGGCAAAGUUUCUAAAAAUUAUUGUUUUGGUUUCUAUUGUUCUUAUUAAGACCAUAUAGUUUUUUUAAAUAUCUUGCUAUGUACAGACAUUGUGUAAUUACAAUUUUAUGGUAUUAGUAAAAUUACUGGCACAAAUUAAAAUAGUUAUUAUAUUGUCUGAUUCCUAUUUGUUAAUUAUGACCAGUAUAAUAAAAAAUGUAGUGAACGAAAUAUUUCAUUGUAAAGACAAACUUGGAAUAUCGUAAAUUAAAGACAGCUGUGGGUAGUAUGUGUAACCACAUAUUUUAAUGUCAUUUACAGGCAAGAUAAGAAAUUAAUAUUUUAUUUUAUAGACUAUUUUUUAUACAUGUAAUAUUCUAUACUUUUAUGUUGACAUUAAGGUUAUAAUGAUAUAAUUAACUUUAGAAAAUAAAGUUUAUUUUAACAAUUA